GUCGAGGCGUGGAGAGUACGAGGGGCGGACACGGACGGCGACGGCACGACGUACGGAGAGGCGUAGCAUCGCGUAGCAGACCGCCGCACCGCCGCAACACCGGCCAAUGUUGUCAUCUGUGCUUGCGAACACCGCGCGCCCGCAAACCCUGUCCAGUGAACUAGCGACGCGUCGCGACGCCAGACCGCCAGUGCGGACGGCCGGCCGGAUCGCCUGCGAGCGGCACCGCCGCCUUCACAGUGCGCGAGUGAUCUAGUUAUGGAGUCAUUGCAGUUUGUGUUGAUGUUGGCGACGACGACGACGACGACCGCGACCAGUGCCACGAGAAGAUAGCAACUAGUUUUUACCAAACCAAACGAAUCAAAGCAAAGUAAAGUGCAGUGCAGCAAGCUGUGAUUAUUGUGAGUGCAACAAUCGCUUCGACGCCGCCUUUGCAACUAGUUGGGAUUUAAACUUUGACAACGGACUUGGCCGCUUCUCGUGGAAAAGUUGCGGCCGAAUGAGUUGAAAGACUCCAACCCAACCUUCGGUGAUCGGGGCCUUAGAUGAUCCAGAUGGGGGGCCUGACCGCCGCCACCGAGCAGCAGUACAGCUUGCGCUGGAAUGACUUCCACGCGAGCAUACUGUCGUCCUUUCGACACCUGCGAGACGAGGAGGACUUUGUCGAUGUCACGUUAGCCUGCGAUGGGAGAUCGUUCACCGCACACAAGGUGGUUCUCUCAGCAUGCAGUCCCUACUUCAGGAGGCUUCUCAAAGCCAACCCCUGCAAUCAUCCAAUUAUCAUUCUCAGAGAUGUGCAGGAAAAGGAUAUGGAAGCUUUGUUAAGGUUCAUGUACAAUGGUGAAGUCCAUGUGGGUCAUGAACAAUUACCAGAUUUUCUCAAAACAGCUCAAACAUUACAAGUCAGAGGGCUUGCUGAUGUACCCAACAAAGAAAACCGAGUACCUGCAAUGUUAAAUGACUCGCCAUGGCCCACUCCUGGUGACGAGGUGCCAAGCAGAGAAUCUGCUGCUGAUGGCUCUCUCUCCCCCCCUCCCUCAAAAAGAAGCAGAACAAAUGAGGAAAGGCAUACACCUCAGCAUGAUAGAGACUCUUCUCGAGACCAUAGAGAGAGAGACAGGGAGAGGGAGCGAGACACUGAAAGGAGGGACCAAGAGCGAGAGCGAGACCAGGCAAGAGACCAGGAUCGUGAUUGCUCACCUGCUGCUCGACGAACACCUCACCAUUUGCUCAAUAACAGUGUAGGACCUGAGCACCAUUCUCUUCUUGGCCAAGCUCUAGAGGGAGGCCCUCAGAUGAAAAGUGGAGACUCAGCUCAUGUUUCCUCACAUUCAACGGGUGAAGACGAUGAGGAAAGCAACUCUGGCAGUGACACUGGAAUAUCGGAGAGAGGCAUUAGUGGUCUGACUGACAUGGUGCGUCCCAAAUCAGAACCCUCAGACUACAGUAUGGAGGACAACAACGGACAUGGACCUGGCAAUGGUGCCUUAGGAAUGGACUCACAUCGAUCACCUAACUUCCCCGCAGCCUUAUUAGGACUUCAAGCAGGCCUUCCUGGUCUUCUUCCAGGCCCCUCUGGACUUCAUGGCAGUCAGGAAAACAACUUUGUUAAUCGUCGCAGCCUGGACAUGAUGAGAGUACGAGCUACAGACCCCAGGCCAUGCCCCAAAUGUGGAAAGAUCUAUCGUUCUGCGCAUACAUUGCGCACACAUCUAGAAGACAAACAUACAGUGUGCCCUGGAUACCGUUGUGUUCUUUGUGGCACUGUUGCCAAGUCUCGAAAUUCACUUCACUCUCACAUGAGCCGACAACAUCGUGGUAUUUCUACAAAGGAUUUACCAGUUCUUCCCAUGCCCUCUCCAUUCGAUCCAGAACUGGCAUCCCGACUGCUGGCUAAGGCUGGUGUCAAGGUCACUGCAGCUGAACUUCGAGCUAGAAGUUCUCCUACUGGUCCCCCAAGAAGGUCUGACAUGCGUUUGGACUUGAAGCUGGAAAACAACAUGAACAACAUGAGGUUUCCAGGGGCACCUUCUGAAACAGGGAGCAGCAUAGGGCGUGGUGAUGACAUGGACGACCCAGAGGAUCUCACUGUGCCUACGCACAGAUUUGGUGGCGUCGACAUAACAGCAGUUAGUCCCCCCUUAAAUAACAUUAAUAGUCAUCACCUAGACCGAGAACGGGACAGGGACAGAGAUAGAGACAGAGAGCGAGACCGCGACAGGGGCGGUGGCCAAGCAACAAUAACGAAGAUUGGACCACCCUCCUCUCCGCGACACCACCCGCCUCCGGGCGCUACCAUGUCUCAGCACCACCAGAUGCAUGGAGCGGUCCUGGCUGCCAAGUCAAUGGACUCUGUGAGAAAUCGGGGAGGUGUUCAAGACGCUCCCACUGGACCUCCUGGACCUCCAGGGCUCAUGGGCAGCAGCGCCAUCCUGGACGCCUACCUGCAAAUGAUUGCAGAAAGUCAAGGACUGAACAUGAACAGCGAACAGGCAGCACACGCUGCGGCAAUCGCAGCCCACGCUCAUGCUGCCAAACUGUCUGCUGAACUCCGCAACAAAAACAACAAUGAAGUUGAUGUUGAUCGGAAAAUGAUGCCAGGUGAUCCAGGCGAGUCAUCCGCUGGGGAGGAGGAAGAGGGCUUCAGUGAGGACGAACCGGAGCCUAUAACAGCAGAAUAAGUGUGACUCUGUAUUUUUAUGGAGUAAUCCAUGACUUAAUUGUUUUAGUUAGCUGGAUUACUGAACCAAAGACAGCUUUUGUGAAAUAUUGAACAUUUUUUUUUUUCAAAUUCAGUCUAGUGAAGUGUGCCAGUUUCUACUGGAGUAUUCAGGGUAUUGUUGCUUGAGAUUCCAUCCGACUUCUCCAUCUUAUGCUGCCCACUAGGUUCCUAUGGGCUGUGGUUUUACUGCAGUUCACAGUAGGUGUGUUAUACUGUUGUGGAGUUAAUAGUAUUUAUUGUGACGCAUAAUGUAAGCGCCACUCUGUUAGGUUCUGAUGUUGUUAAACUUUGUUGUUUUUUCUGUCCUUUCUACCUUCCUAUUGGAUGGUUAAGAAUUCAAGUUUCUUUUAAGGAUUUUUGUUUAAAAAUCUUUCUUUUAAAUUUAUGUGCCUUCCUAUUGGUACAUGCAUGAUAACAGUACAACUAUGCAACAAACCUCAGGGUUCGAAGAUAUUCUUGAUAUUGCGUCUAUGAUAUAUCAAUCCACUCAGGUUGGUUUUGAUGCAAACCUGUGUCAAACCACUCAAUUUCAGUACAAUAUGUGAAAUACUGGUAUUUAUUUAUAAAGUAAAAUGGAUAUGUUCUGGUUGCUAUCUGCAAUUACAGUCAUACUGGUACAUAACAUAGAUUAGGUUUUGUAUCAUUAUUGUUGUAUAGUUUAAAAACCAUAUGUAUGUUCACUUUCACAAUACAUACUUAUGAAUGUGUUACAUCCUCAAGUACAAAGAAUAUAAACCGGGUCAGAAGUAGAAAUAGUUAGUUGGUCAGUGUCAUGAAUAGCUGUGCACUUUUGCACUUAUUUUAUUUUAUGGGAGAGGCUCAUUCCCUUUAUUAACUACCUCAGUGUGGAUGCAGACAGGGUGGAGCAUUUUUGCUCCAAUAUUUAUGCAAACUUUGCAUCUUUGCAGAACACUCCUGAAGGAAGUUUGUCCUCAGGAGUGUGGCAGUUCUUACCCUUCUCCUUGAAGCAUUUUAACAAGUGAGAACACUUCUUUUCAGUAAUCCGGAAACCUCUUAUCUUGAGAACCAUUUUUCAACUGGGCAUGUCAUUGUGCCUUGUAUUAAAUUUUCUAAUAGCUUAGGGUGGAGAAUGGUAAGAAGUUGCAUUUCUAUAUAUCAUUUCAUACGGGUAAAUGCAUUCCACACAUACUGUUCUCAUAGUUGUAGUCAGAGCGCUUCCGAGGGAUGUGAUCCCAUAUUCCGUUCUACCUCAUUCAUAACAUAAUGUGAUGUAAAGAGUCUCUCCUGUACCAUUUUCUAGUGGAGUAUUAACCUGUGAUUUUACAGGUAAAAGGCGUGUGAUACUCCUCCUGCUCAAAUCACCCACCCAUAUACUGAUACAGUUAUUGAGUCCCAUUCACGUUAUAUAUUUUUAUAUAUACUUGUUCUUUUUUUAGUUUGCUCAUUUUGUAGCUGUUCAUUCCUGUAAUUUGCUGCGUACCUGUCUCUCAUGUCAUCUUGCAUCCUACAAAUAUUUUUCAGACCAAACCUAACUCCUUAUUUGUGAGAGCCUACUGGAGGGUAGGUUUUACGGCAGCUUCUUGCUGUUUUCUACAGUUACAAAUUUCUGCGUAAUGUUAUAUUGUCCAUAUCAAUGUACUUCAGUCAGAGAUUAUUUCACACUUGUACCAUAGUCAGGUAUUAUCUUGCAUACAUCCUUUGUAGCAUAAAGCACUACCAAUCAAAACUGUUCUGUGAUUUGUUAUUCAAAACAUUAUGACUUUAUGAUAAUUGUUUACUUUACCUAUCUAAUGGGUGCAUUUAGAAGCUAUGUCAAUAACAGGGCAGCAUUAAGAACCAUUAUAAGAAACGGGUCAUUUUUCUUGAUUUGAAUGAGUGGUUAGAAAGUUGUGUGCUGAAUUCAGUACACACAUUUUCUGAGGUAAAAUCCAAGUCUAAUGGAGCAAUCCAGCUAGGAUGGGAGUUAAAGGUGUUCUUGUCAUUGUGUUAAUAGAAUGUGACAUUAGGACUGUUGUUGUUGUUGUUUUAUUAUUAAUUUGUUGAGAGCCAUCACAGCAUGAAGCUGUGCUUCACAAAAUUUGCUUGUAAUGUAAAUGUUAAUGUGAAUGUCUGCUGUGCUUGGUUUGCAAAGGUUGCCAGAGUUACUUGUGCUUUCUGAAAAUGUUUUGUAUAGAUGGCAUCGAGAGGGUGCUCCCAUGUGUUUAUGUAUGAUGGUUUUAUUAUGAGUAAAUCAGAGAUAAUAUAUGUAUAUACAAAUAAAAUUGGAAUAUGGUUGAUUGAUAUAAAAAAAAUAAGUUCGUUAGUUGUUCUAGUGUCAGAGAGUAGCUUUGUUGCCACUGUAGAUAAGUCGAUGUUAGUGAAAAGAAAAACGAAAUUCAAAGUGGAUCGUGGCACUAUAGUCGUCCAUAGGUCUGUGGUGCCCAGUUAUUUAGUUCUAGUGCAUGUUGCAUUAUGGGGUAAAUCUCUUAUUGUUAUUAAUGCAAUCUUUUGUUCUUUUAUUUUGAUUUAGGGGUAUGUUGCCAAUUUAACACUCAACCCGCCAUAGUCUUUUUGGUAAUUUUUAUACCCCUAGUGAACACCACAACGUAAGGGCUUUGACUUGAGUAGGAAGACUCUCUGAAGUAUAAAAUUGUUGCAAGCUUAUUUAUUAUACAUAUACAGCAUUAUAGAAAGUACUGAGUGCCAUACUGACCAUUUACCUGUAAGAGAAACAUCCAAGUGUGUCUCAAUGCUGUGUUAAAAACUUGCUCUUGGAAAGCUUUGGUUAGGUAAUCUUCAAAAUGAAAAAUGGUUCCUAUAGGUUGCCUGCGGUUCCUCAACAAUUUUUUGAAACUUUUGUAUUUUAUUUUUUUAAAAAGUAUCCGGCAGGAUUUUAGAAGUAACCACUAAAACAUUCUGAUGUUGGUUGUUGUUGAGGAUCUGGGUGCCUUCAAAAAUUUAAUGCUAAUAGAGCACUUGCAUUUAUUAGUCCUCAUAUUGCAUGAUGGUAAUUAAGGCUGAAAUGUGGCACAUUACGGGUAUUUUCAUGAUUCUAUUGUAAUGUUCGGAUUUUCACCUAAGAAAUGAAUGGAAUCAUCUAAUGCUUGAUGGAAAGGUUUACUGUUGUCUUUAAUCCAUUUGAAACAAUAGGAAAUGUGUAUGGGUAGUGAUUGUUUACUGCUGUGUAUACAGACAGACACUUGCCUGCUUUUACAGGUGUUCACAGUUCCUAUCUUGUACCCUAUUGACAAAUCAUAAGCAUAGAAAUUUUUUAUAGAUUAUGAUGUAGACAAAUGUAAAUGCAACUGUUGCGCAAAUGCAGUGGAUAAGGUAACAUUUUUCAUUACAUAUUUUUCCAUUACCUGCCUGGGUUUCUAUAUUUCUUGGAGCAAUUGGUUUUGUCCUGUAGUUUGUACUGCAUUAGGUUUAAUUUGACUUUUGUUUCCAUUGUGUUCAUAAUUUGAUGGCUAGGAGUAUCUUUUAAUUUUUGUAUAUGUCAGGUAUAUACUAAGAUUUGUACAAAUAAUAGUCAUUGAAAUUGUUGCCAUCAAAACAUACUACCUCAAACUUGUAUAUUUUGAUAUUCAUUAACACUGCAACAUUUUGUUUUAUUUCUCAAGAAGGAAAUAUUUCAAGGUGCUGUAUUCUGUUUCCAAAUAUGUUUGAAAUUAUUUUGUUUCUUUGUAAUUAGUUCAUGGUUUUCAGCCACAUAUUUUGUAUUUUAUGUGUGGCUUGUUGUUCUACUUACAUUGUCAUUUCAUUCAGUUGUGGUGUUAAGAAGGCUUUAAUUUAUUGUGUUUUAGCGCAUUCUAGUGUGCAGUUGGAAAAUUUCUGACUGUGAUUUUUCCCUCUGUACCCUUUAAUGUGUUCAAGUGUUCAAUCAAGGAACUAACAUUAAACAGUAAAAUUUUCAUUUAAUGUGCUCUUGAUUCUUUUCCCUUAUUUGAAUAAAGACAAUUUUAUGAUGUAAAUGUGUUGAAA
Messenger RNA from Thrips palmi, 6643 nucleotides. It is a transcript of the gene ab, whose product is annotated as protein abrupt. The coding region runs from base 546 to 2681 and encodes 711 amino acids. Gene Ontology annotation, biological process: regulation of transcription by RNA polymerase II. Lineage: Eukaryota; Metazoa; Arthropoda; Insecta; Thysanoptera; Thripidae. Gene Ontology annotation, molecular function: protein binding. The transcript has 8 exons. Gene Ontology annotation, cellular component: nucleus. The record is from RefSeq and is a predicted model, not a curated record.